AAUGCCAGUUAUCGGCAUUUCUCUCCUCACGAGCGGUCACGCUGAUAGCUCGAGAGGAGAGCCAGGCACUGAUGAUCAGUGUGGCCCCAGAAGUGCCACCUCUCAGUGUCCGCCAGUGCCCAUCAGUGCCACAUCAAUGCCACAGAUCAGUGCCUACCAGUGCACAUCAAUGCCACAGAUCAGUGCCAAUCUGAGCUGUCUUUCAGUGUCACCCAUCAGUGCCGCCAAUCAGUGCCACCUAUCAGUGCUGCCAAUCAGUGCCGCCUAUCAGUGUGCAUCAGUGCCGCCU
Staurois parvus is the source of this 289-nucleotide messenger RNA. NCBI's taxonomy places the organism in Eukaryota, Metazoa, Chordata, Amphibia, Anura, Ranidae. The record is from the annotation of a GenBank genome assembly.